GCAGAAAUAAUUGACGUCAUCUUUGUUGGUAAACUUCAGAACGUGAUGCUCAUACCUAUGUUACUGCUAAAACCCAUAAUCAACCUUGUUAGCACUAACAAGCAACAAUAUGGCCAGUUAUAGUGCUGAUGUAGAACUGGCAGACCAGGAAUUGGUGAAGUGUGUCGUGGUUGGUGACUCUGGUGUAGGGAAGACACGACUGAUUUGUGCUAGGGCAUGUGGGACAUCUUACACACUACGUCAACUCACUCAAACUCACAUACCUACAGUAUGGGCCAUAGAUCAUUACAGGCAGGAUAAAGAGGUGCUUGAUAAAUCUUGCUGUGUGAUAGAUGGCGCCAAUGUUACCUUGCGUCUCUGGGAUACAUUUGGAUACCAUGGAAAAGACAGGAGAUUUGCAUAUGGCCGAGCUGAUGUGGUCUUGUUGUGUUUUUCAUUGGUCAAACCAAAGAGUCUUCGCAAUGUAGAACAACUAUGGUACCCAGAGAUACAGAAGUCCUGCCCUGGGGUACCAAUCAUCCUCUGUGGCUGCCAAGCAGACCUCAGAUAUCUUUACAAUGAUGAACAGUUCUUGGCACUUGAUAAAGGGCCAUUCUUCAAAGAUAUUUGUGAUGACGAUAUUAUAUUACCAGAAGUUGGAAGAUCUGUGGCACAGAAUAUUGGAGCUCACUAUUAUGAAUCUAGUGUCCUGACAGAAUAUGGGAUCAAAGAUGUGUUUACCAAUGCUAUACGUGCAGCGCUUCUGGAGAAACGUAGGGCCAGGUUCUGGGUCCCUCAGUUGAAGUAUAUUCGCAAACCAACUUGCCAGGAACCUGUAAAGCCACCUAAACCCAGCAUGCCAAUAUUAGAAGUUCCUCCUCAAAACAUCAAAAAUGAUCUCCAGUGUUUGUUGCAUAACCAACAAUUCUGUGAUGUUCACUUCAUAUGCCAAGGGGUCUCAAUAAAGGCCCAUAAAAUAUGUUUAGUCGCUGCCGCUCCAGUAUUUCAUGAUAUUUUUAUCACAUCAAAUAAGGACUCAAAACACAGUCAUAAAGAACAAAGUAUCAUAUCGAGUCAUACGAAUAAUGCUUUUGAGACAGAUUCUGUUAAGGAACUUUUGUUGAAGGAUGAUGUACCUGAUCCCCCUGAGAUGUCCAACUACAGGACCCUGAACCACCCUGCAUUCAUUGCAACUGAAGAGCACAAGACAGAGACAUCUAUUUAUGACCAGUCAAUGACAUCUAUAGUGACAAUGAACAGUGAGAUUAAACCACUAAUCUUCCAGCACAUAUUGCAGUAUCUCUAUACUGGUUGUAUCACAGAGACACCUGCCCUCUUGCCCGAUGUAAAACAAAGUGCCCUACUUUUGGGCUUCUCUGAUCUUGUUGGUAUGGUGUUCAACAUUGAAAACAACCAGGGGUACUUGAACAGAGAAAAUGAGCGGUCAUUCAUGGAUCGUAGAUUUGCCAGAGUGAAAGAACUGAUACUGAAGAAAGGGUUAUUUGCUGAUGUAUUCUUUGAGUUGGAGGAUGGAGUGGUGCCAGGAAACAAAGCCCUAAUGAUCGCUCGUUGUGAUAUGAUGGCCGCAAUGUUCAGUAACAACUUCCUGGAAGGAUCUGCUAAAAUGAUUCCAUUCCCUGGAGUAUACAAGGACACGUUCGUCGUAUUACAGGAGUACCUGUACACAGGUAGAUGCCCCGACCUGAAUCAAGUGGACUACAUAGAGCUGUUAGAGCUAGCUAACAGGCUCUGUUUACCACACUUGUUGCUCUUGACAGAACAUGCUGUGGCAAACCAUCUGCUGAAGGCUGAACGUGCUGGAUCUAGCAUCGUAGAUGAGGUGCUUGCACUCCUGGAACCUGCUCAGCUCCACAAUGCUUCUCAGCUUUCCCGCUGGUGUCUCACGUAUCUGUGCACUCAUUAUGGAACAGUGUACAAGAAACACUAUAAGACCCUGGUGACUUUGCGAUCAGAGAACAGAGAGUACCUUGUCAAGUACAGAUGGCCGCCUUUGUGGUAUCUAAAGGAGGUUGACCAUUAUGACAGGACAGUCCGGGAACAGGCAAUGCGAGAGCGCCCUCUGAAGUCUAUCAACUUCUCCGCUGCAUCCUCCAGGGGAUGCCUCUGUUUCUCCAAACGUUAGCUCUAAGCUAUGACAUCUGUUGGAGUUUACUUGUCUCAACACAUAAAUCAUUAAGAGUAUUAUGUGAAUUAUAUAUUAGAACACAUACUCCCUCAGUUCCCCCACAAGAAAUGAGGAAGAAAGGGAAGGUCAGAAGCUGACUACUCUGUAUGUCAGUUCUCACUCAAAGUUGAUCCUUUCUCAUAUACAGAUAUAAGGGACUAUAAGAUGUGUAGUACUGAAUGCCAAAUGCUGAAUAAGUAACACAUGUGUACAGAGAAGUCAUGGAAUGACUGGUGCCAAUUAUUCUUUUGUAAACUUCUGAUGCAACAACCAAAAGAUAGUUAAACCUGCACAUUGCUUUAAAACACCAUGUUGGGUUGUUCCGUGGUCAACUCUUAAAGUUUGAGCUACAUUAUACUGAAAGAAUAUACAUUGGUGAACAAAUGGGGCAAAUCUUUUGUA
Molecule: messenger RNA, 2566 nt
Organism: Owenia fusiformis
Lineage: Eukaryota; Metazoa; Annelida; Polychaeta; Sabellida; Oweniidae
Source: the annotation of a GenBank genome assembly